Molecule: messenger RNA, 1500 nt
Organism: Heterobasidion irregulare TC 32-1
Lineage: Eukaryota; Fungi; Basidiomycota; Agaricomycetes; Russulales; Bondarzewiaceae
Gene: cyp35
Product: cytochrome P450 monooxygenase 35
Exons: 10
Coding region: 1-1500 (499 amino acids)
Molecular function (GO): oxidoreductase activity, acting on paired donors, with incorporation or reduction of molecular oxygen; heme binding; iron ion binding
Source: RefSeq, a predicted model, not a curated record
AUGGAUCCCAUCGUCUCUACCCUCAGUGGUCUUGUGCUUGCAGUGACGUUGGCGUUGUUCGUGUAUCGAAGAUCGUCCAAGAGCAACCUUCCUUUCCCUCCUGGUCCAAAACCGAAAUUCUUAUCUGGUAACUUGGAUGUCAUUCCGAGAUCUUAUCCAUGGCUCGGCUACGCCGCUCUGGGCAAGGAGUACGGUCCUAUGAUAUAUCUACGCCUCGGCUUGCAACGCAGUGUACUUGUUAUCAACAGCGCCUCAGUCGCAACGGAUCUCCUUGAGUCUCGCUCAGGAAUAUACUCUGACAGACCAAAGCAGUGGAUGUACGGCGUUCUCGCAAACCAUUUCCUGAAUGUAUUCAAUCUUUCUAUCAAGCACCCGCGCUUCCGGCGCUACCGCAAGUUGAUGAAUAGUGGCCUGAACCCGAGGGCGACGCAAGGGUAUGCACCAUUGAUGGAGUCUGAAGUCCGCACGUUGAUGCGUGGGCUGUAUACAAAGCCGAACGAGCUCUCUGCGCACGUGCGCAGGAAUGCGGGAGCGGUGAUCUUGAAGGUCGCGUAUGGUUGGACGGUCGAGACGAACGACGAUUACUUCGUUAAACUGAUGGAGCAAGCGGUUCAUCACAUGGCAAAAGCUAAUGCCCCUGGAAAGUGGCUUGUCGAGGAUUUGCCUGCCCUGCGCUUCGUCCCCUCAUGGUUCCCGGGUGCAUACUUUAAGAGACGUGCGCAAUACCUCAAAGAGGAAUUGAGCAGGAUUGAUAAGGUGCCCUUCGAGUGGGCAUCUGGUUCAUUCAUCGAUUCCUUCACCUCUCAAAUGCUUCAACCUGACGACGGCAGUACUCCGGAUGCUGAAGAACAGGAUAUUAUCAAAUGGUGCAGCGGUGCUCUCUAUGGCGGUGGCGCGGACACCACUGUCUCCGCGUUGGUGUCUUUCGUUGCGGUCAUGGCACUAUAUCCCGAAAUUCAAGCUCGUGCGCGAGCGGAGGUUGACGCUAUCGUCGGCUGCGACCGCCUACCGACCGUCGAGGACGUCCCGCAUCUGCGUUACGUUAAUGCGCUCCUGUGGCUCCGAUGGGUAUCCCUGGGCUUGCCGCACCGCCUCACGCAGGACGAUGUCUACCAGGGUUAUUUCAUUCCUGAAGGUACUGUGGUCCUCACGAAUAUCUGGGCGAUUUUGAACGACCCAGCACUGUAUCCGGAGCCUGAGAAAUUUAUUCCUGAACGGUAUCUCAGUGAAAAUCCACAGCCCGACCCGCGCAAGUACGCGUUCGGAUUCAGCCGCCGUGUGUGCCCAGGUGCCCACUUUGCGGAGACCUCGUUGACCUUCACCACUUCGUCGGUCUUGUCGGCUUUGAUUAUCUCGAAGAAAGAGGACGCCAGUGGCAAGGAGAUUGAGCCGAUCGUCGAGUUUUCGUCUGGUCUUGCCAGUCACUUGAAACCUUCAUUUCAGUGUGAUAUCACCCCGCGCUCUGCAGAGGCUCUAGCUCUGAUCCAGGCUGACGUGUAG